Molecule: messenger RNA, 2038 nt
Organism: Diospyros lotus (date-plum)
Lineage: Eukaryota; Viridiplantae; Streptophyta; Magnoliopsida; Ericales; Ebenaceae
Exons: 9
Coding region: 1211-1693 (160 amino acids)
Source: RefSeq, a predicted model, not a curated record
UCCAGAAAUCAAGGAUUGCAAUCAGCAGGUAACAUUCGGAAAACCCAACUUCAACCAUCUCUCCCCUCCCCGGCGCGAGCCUACUCAAAAUCCAAAUCCGAUAACCCUGCUCUGCAAGAGUUCUGUGCAACCGCCGAGUUCAAAUUAUCCAUCAAAGCCCUCCCUUCUCGGCUCGGUAAAUCUGAACUCUCAGACCCUUCUUUCUGAUAUCUGCAGUGUAUGCUUUGUUCUUCCUUUCAAUUAUGUCGUUGCAUGUAUGUCGGAUUCAUUUCCCCUUAGGGCCGGCACGUCUUCUUUCGUCGAUAACCUGCGUCUUUUUUGGUCUUGGUAACGCUUGCUGCUGCUGCUUCACAGGCAGCUUUGCGAAGUUUGCAUAAAUAAAUUCCUCCGAACACACUCUAGUCUGUUCUUGGACAAGUGGGAUUUUCUUUUAUUACACCAAAUUGAGUUUGUUCUCCAUGAGUGACCUCAGCUACGUCUGUAGUUGACAUGAACUGUAAGUAUACAGUGUCUGGAGCCCUUUGCGUUGAUAAUAGAAAGCAGGAAAAAGAAGAAAGAUCAUGUCAGACGGGGCGGAGCCAGCAUAGGCCCAGUGCAGGCCAUGGCCCUCACUGGGCCUUGGCCCGCCAUUAAUUUUGGCCCGCACUGAGGCCUGCCCAAAAUCUGCAAACCCUCCCAAGUCCCACCUUCAUUUCCUCUUUCGCUCAAGCGCCCGCCCUCAGCCGCCGCCCACCCUCCUGCCCUUAGCUCUUGCCUCUGUCUGUCUCGGUGGCUCCGUCGCUCACCGGCGCCGCCUCGGCCUCGCUCUCACCGCCUCGAUCGUCUCGUCGCUCGCCCUCGCCGGUCUCCGGCUCUCCCUCGAACCUCGGUCUCUCGCAGUCUCGCUCUCGCUUGCUGCUGCCUCUCUGAGCUCUCUCGUAGCCUCGCUCCGUCGCUCUCCGGCGUCGCGGGCUCGCCCCUCCUCCGGGUUCCGACCCUCCAUCGCUCGCUGCCGCCUGCCUGACUGCCUCUCCGCCUCCGGCUCUCCGUCUCGGCCCUGCUUCACGUAAAUCAAUGAGCAGCACAGCAGCGCCAUAUUUUGAUUAUUGGAGCAAUUGCACAGCGACUGUGUUAGAGUUGGAUUUCCUCACUUGGUUGCAAGUUUACGAUUGGACUUUAGCGCUAAAGGGCUGCAGAGAAACAGUUGCCGCAUCUUUUUUGACUGCAUCUAAUGACGGAUUCAACAUUUUUUGACAGAAUGAUGGCUCAUCUUCGAGCAACAUGCAAGUAUUAUACUGGCCAUCCAAAGGAUCUAGGGCCAUCACAGGUUAUUCAUUUUACAUCUGAGCGUGAGUUUGUCCAGCUUCUACAUGAAGGAUAUCCUGUGGUUGUUGCCUUUACAAUCAGGGGUAAUUACACAAAGCAUCUUGACAAAGUACUGGAGGAAGCAGCUGUUGAAUUUUAUCCACAUGUUAAAUUUAUGCGGGUUGAGUGUCCAAAGUAUCCUGGGUUCUGUAUAACACGGCAGAAGAAGGAAUAUCCAUUUGUGGAAAUAUUUCAUGGCCCAGAACAAGCACUUAAUCAAGGAAGGGUUGCUGAUCCAAAUAUUACAAAAUACUCUGUGAAAGUUCUACCCUUCAACUAUGAUCUCAGUGCAUACGGAUUUCGAGAAUUCUUCAAGCGUCAUGGUAUACGUCCAUUUGAUGCGGAGUGAGCGUCUUUUGAGAAUUCUUCAAGUGUCGAGGCAUAAGUCCAUUUGAUGCAAGGUGAAAGUUGGUGAGUAGUCUGGGAUUGAUUGUGUUCUCCCGUUGACUCCCCACAAGAGAGAGAAAAAGAACAAGCAUUACAAAAACUUGUUUCAGGUAUCUGGAUGUAAGAAAUAACACUAUUACUUAGAUUUGGUGCCUUUAGAAUGGUGCCGUAUACAUAUGGGCUUCCCUCAUGGUUGUAGCAUGAGUUGAUGUUUAAAAUGUUGAUCUUGUUAGUUCUUUCUGCAUUAGGACAUUGUGCACCUUGCUCUUUCUGCGUUAAUGCACACCAAUUAUAUUAUUGUCGCCUU